AUGUUACGCGGGGAAAGGCCCUGCCGGCUGCUCGCGAUCCUGGCAGCCGCUCUGUCAGUCUCUCGGGUUGCGGCGAGUGCCGCUUUCAGCGCGAACCUGCUCCACUCCAACGCCAUCAAGAACUUGCCGCCCGGGGGCGCUGCGAUGGUCCCGGGCGCCCCCGUUAGCCUCGCGCCUGGCGACUCUGGGCUGCGCGACGGCGGCAGCAAGCACCAAGGCGCCGAGGCGCACCAGCCUUCCGCGUGCGGCGGGGACGAGGACUGCAGCGCCGACGAGUUCUGCUCUGUCUCGGCCCGCGGGGGAAGCCAGGUCUGCCUGGCCUGCCGGAGACGCCGCAAGCGCUGCCUCCGCGACGCCAUGUGCUGCCCGGGCAGUUACUGCAAUAACGGAAUGUGUAUGCCUUCAGAACAUGAUCACUUCCAUCCUGGGGAUAUUGAGGAGACCCUGCGAGAGAACUUCGAGCAUGGCACUUUAGACCCCCAUCCCAAAAGGACCACUUCUUCAUCACGCCUUCACUAUCUGAAAGGCCAAGAAGGCUCCGUGUGCCUCCGCUCCUCAGAUUGUGCUGCAGGGCUGUGUUGUGCCCGUCACUUCUGGUCCAAGAUUUGCAAACCUGUCCUGAAGGAAGGCCAAGUGUGCACAAAACAUCGAAAGAAAGGCGCUCAUGGUUUGGAGAUCUUCCAGCGAUGUUACUGCGCGGAUGGGUUGACCUGUCGGAUACAGAAAGACCACACGACCAGCAACACUUCCAGACUGCACACCUGCCAGAGACACUAG
Messenger RNA from Eublepharis macularius, 777 nucleotides. It is a transcript of the gene DKK1, whose product is annotated as dickkopf WNT signaling pathway inhibitor 1. The transcript is spliced from 4 exons. Gene Ontology annotation, cellular component: extracellular region. Gene Ontology annotation, biological process: negative regulation of canonical Wnt signaling pathway; multicellular organism development. The coding region runs from base 1 to 777 and encodes 258 amino acids. Gene Ontology annotation, molecular function: co-receptor binding; receptor antagonist activity. NCBI's taxonomy places the organism in Eukaryota, Metazoa, Chordata, Lepidosauria, Squamata, Eublepharidae. The record is from RefSeq and is a predicted model, not a curated record.